This is a messenger RNA of Cryptomeria japonica (Japanese cedar), 825 nucleotides long. Its product is annotated as cytochrome P450 76T24-like. The record is from RefSeq and is a predicted model, not a curated record. NCBI's taxonomy places the organism in Eukaryota, Viridiplantae, Streptophyta, Pinopsida, Cupressales, Cupressaceae. Gene Ontology annotation, molecular function: oxidoreductase activity, acting on paired donors, with incorporation or reduction of molecular oxygen; monooxygenase activity; iron ion binding. Bases 1 to 825 code for a protein of 274 amino acids. The transcript is spliced from 5 exons.
AUGUUCUUCAACAUAAACAUCUUUGAUCUGCACAAUCCAUCUUCUUCAGCGGGAAUCAAAGAUACCGUCUUGGAUAUGAUGGAGGUCUCUGGAAAGCUCAAUUUAGUGGACUGUUUUCCUUUUCUCCGAUUCCUCGAUCCCGAGGGUGUGUCCGGUGAUAUGGCCACGCAUUUGAAGGCCAUGUAUGACUUCUACGAUACAUUCAUACAGAGGAGACUACUUGGAGCUUUCGUUGGCUGCUCACUCCGAUCAUCUGCUAGCAAAUCUCUGGAUCUUCUAAACGCCUUGUCCUCCAUGAACUUGACAUCGCGUCUGACAAUAAUUCCUCUGGUCCCUGGAAUGAACAUCCUAUAUGCCUUUGAAAGACUAGCCAUCAGAAGCCAAAGCGUUGAACGUGACAACUUGGAGAAGGAUUUUCUGGAUGUUCUGCUGGAUUUCAGAAAUGAGGAUUUCACUCUCGUUGGUAUUCGGGCCUUCAUAUCUGAACUGUUUGUAGCUGUCGAAAUCUCUUGUGAGAUCGAGGGAUUUGCGAUCCCUGAACACAGCCAGGUGAUGGUGAACGCGUGGGAUAUUGGGAGGGACGCUUCUGUUUGGAAGAAUGCUUCGCAAUUUAUGCCUGAGAGAUUUCUGGAGACGGAGAAUAGCAAGAUAGAAUACGGAGGGCAACACUUUGAGAUAAUUCCAUUCGGAGCGGGGAGAAGGAUUUGUCCGGGGCUUCCAUUGGCAAGUCGCAUAGUUCAUUUCGUUGUGGCUUCUUUACUUCAUUUGUUUGAAUGGAUACUUCCGGAUGGGGUCAAGUGUGAAGAUUUAGACAUGAGUGACUAG